Messenger RNA from Colletotrichum costaricense, 308 nucleotides. RefSeq lists its product as uncharacterized. The transcript has a single exon. NCBI's taxonomy places the organism in Eukaryota, Fungi, Ascomycota, Sordariomycetes, Glomerellales, Glomerellaceae. The annotation marks the transcript as partial. The record is from RefSeq and is a predicted model, not a curated record.
GAGGAGGCAUCGGUCAGUUGGGUGUGUAUCAGUCUCAGGAAAGUUCUCCUGGUGCACCGUACGGCAGCAUCAUCUCGCCCACCAUCCCCUUUUCCGCCUCGACCUUCUUUGCCAAGAGCUUGAGCUUUCGAGCGGGAGCAGUUGACCCGAAGCAGUACGCCCCUCAGUUGAUCGACCUCAUCAACAGCGGCAAAGCGCACCCCAGCUUCGUCAUCAGCGCAGUCAUUGGCAUUGAAGAUGCGUCAGAAUACUAUGAACGCUUCAAUGCUAAGAUGGAGACCAAGGUAGCCAUCUGCUUUCCGGAGUAG